UCACCUCCAAAUCAUAUCAGCAAGCAAUGACUCGUUCCUCCUCGGAAGCUGUCAUUCCCUGUCUUCAUUGCUAGCUAGUGCUGUGAGAUCAAUUCAAGCCCAUCAGGUUCUCCUCCUUAGGAACUUCGGCCCCCUGUCAUCUGCGCAAGCCGUUCUUAUCCCGUGGUCGACGCAAUGGCGGUCAGAGCGCUGCAAUCCUCCGUGCACUCAGCUGGUUUUCCCACUGCUCGAGCCCACAACAACCUUUCCAACUCUCUCUCUACCAAAUCCCUCCAUCUCGAGUCAAAGCAGCCGACCGCUACCUUGGGUCGUCGCGUGCAAUCGCGCCCGUCUCGUCGGCAUGGACUCGCGGUCGCAUCGCAGGGCCCAUCAGCAGCCGAUUCGUCACCAUCGCAUCAAGCGACACCGCAACGAACAGCGGCAGCGAAUUCAUCAGCGCAGGGCGCUCACGGCAAGCUCGCUGGAGCUGCGCAAUGGCUGCGGAAGGCGGCAGCGGGAGCCGUUGUCGGAGCAGCGACUGCGGCGGUGCUGCUAAUGGGGAUCCCCGCGCCGUCAGGCGCGGAGACCGUAGUAAGCGGCGCGGCGGAGGAGUUGGAGAUGAGCGGCGCGGCGGUGGGCGAGGUGCAAGAGGACGGCGUCCUCACUCUCAUCCUACCGCGACCGCUCGUCACCGGGGUGGCGGCGGCGCAGCGCACGAUGGUGGAGUCGUGGGGGAUCGUGCGCGAGGCGUUCGUGGACCCCACCUUCAACCACCAGGACUGGGAGGACCGCCUCGCCGCCGCCAUCGGCGGAAGCCUGACGGCGGAGAGCGCGGACGAGGCGUACGCGCUGGUCGACGACAUGCUGGCGUCGCUGGGCGACCCGUUCACUCGCCUGGUGUCGCCCGGCGACUACGACAGCUUCCGCGUGAGCAGCGACGGCAGCCUCGACGGCGUGGGGCUGCUGCUCGCCUCCGACACCCAAGACGGCCGCCUGCUGGUGCUGUCGCCCAUCGAGGGUGGCCCCGCGGACCGGGCGGGCAUCCACUCGGGCGACGAGGUCGUCGCCGUCGACCACUCCCCUCUCACGGGCAUGAGCGGGCAGGAGGCGGCGAACCUGCUGCGAGGCAAAGCGGGCACAGCAGUCACGCUCACCGUGCGCCCUGCUAGCGCUGACGUGGACGGUGCUGAUUUGCUAAGGGACACGACGGACAUCGUACUACGGAGGGAGCCCAUCGUGAUGUCGCCGGUGUACGCCACGGUGCUGCCGCACCAGACGGACCAGGGCGUCGCCAGCACCACGGGGUACAUCCGCCUCGCGUCCUUCUCCCAGAACGCGGCGGACGACAUGGAGCGCGCCAUAGAGCGGCUGGAGGGGCAGGGCGUGGCGAACUACAUUUUGGAUCUGCGCAACAACCCCGGCGGGCUCGUGCGAUCGGGACUGGAGGUGGCGCGCAUGUGGCUGGGCACGGGCGCCACGCUCGUCAACACCGUCGACCGCAGUGGCGCCGUCGAGGCCAUUGCGCUGCGCAACAGCCGCGCGCUCACAGACCGCCCGCUGGCCGUGCUCGUCAACCAUGGCAGUGCGAGCGCGAGUGAGAUCGUGGCGGGCGCGCUGCACGACAACGGGCGCGCGAUGCUGGUGGGCGACACGACAUACGGCAAGGGGCGCAUCCAGACGGUGUUUGAGCUCACGGACGGGUCGGCGCUGUUUGUGACGGUGGCCAAGUACUUGUCGCCCGCGCUGCACGACAUCGACCAGGUGGGCAUCGCGCCUGACCUUGCCUGCUCCAUCCCCACGCUCCAGCCCCUCCCUGCCUCCGCCUCUGCUGUGCCGGGCGCACUCACCACCCCCCUGCCAGGCAUUGCAGUGGAGAGCAUGGGGGGGCAGCAGGAGGCAGCGCUGCCGGCGGGAGGAGCGGUGGGUAAGCUGGCGGUGGUGGUGGACGAGGAGGUGUUCGGGGGCGAGCUGCAGCGCGACAGUUGCGUGCUCACCGCUGAGAGACAGCUCGACAGGCGCGGGUGAACUGAGAGGGCUGCCUGCCGGCCUUGUACAAAAUAGCGGUGGCUCCUAACCUAUCCCAUCCCAUAGUGCAUUUGUGUAGAUCAUGGGUUCCCUUGUUUGCCUUGUGUUGCUUGUGCUUGUGUGCUGUGUUUUGUGUGCUUUGUGAAUAGCUGCGAGCAUAGAUGUAGGGUUCGUGUACAGGUUGUCCACUGGUUAUUGAUUGUAUUGUAUGCUGUACAGAGCCAAUGAAUUAUUAUUCAGCAUUGUCAUCCAUGUGUUGAACGAGA
Messenger RNA from Closterium sp. NIES-67, 2270 nucleotides. The record is from the annotation of a GenBank genome assembly. NCBI's taxonomy places the organism in Eukaryota, Viridiplantae, Streptophyta, Zygnematophyceae, Desmidiales, Closteriaceae.